UAAUCAUCGAUUAUAAUUCGGCCAAAUUCGUUCUAUGGGGAUGCAGUCGAGUAAAGUAAACCGUGGGAACCAGGUGUGCUGUGGAGUGUAGACCGAGAAAAAGACAAACGGAAGGCAAUCAUUCUUAUUCACUCGCUACGCCCCUUCAAACGAAAAGGCUGAGAUCACCUCUCGUAGUGGAAUCUUCUAUGAGAUCGGGAUCAGCUUUUCAAUAUCAGUGACACUCGUCUCAGACACUCUCCGGGAAUUGGAACAAGAAUUCGCAAGUUACCGGCUUCAGAUCAAUCUCGUUAGCAGCAUCAGCACGAAGUCUGUUGAGUAUAGUAUAGACUCGAAACAAGUUAACGCAUAGCAUCACAUACUUUGCCACUUCUCAGUGAGCGAUAUUGCAAUAACGAACAUUGAUCCAAGUACCAUGGCCGAGAAUACCCAACGUUAUGGAAAAGCUGUUCCGUUCGUCAAAAGAAUUCAACAGCGUACUCCUGGUUUUUUUGGACGCGAACGCGGAGGUGGUCGAUCAAGGACAGCAAUGAUGGAUCAAAUGUGGGACAGCGACCGUUGGAAUAGACAAAGUUCAAAUCAGAACCUCGGACGUAGUAGACUACCUUGGUUUCGGCCACGGAAGGUAGAGCCGGAGAGUUCAGAUUUUAUGAAACUUGAAUUUCCGAGGGCAGAACCGACGGUUCAUUUUAGACGCCGCGGUGGACAAAAUUCAGAUUGGGAAGCUAAUAUACGUGGAUUGUACGAGGAAGAUUAUCUCGGGGAUUGGGCUUCACUGCGGGCAGCAACGAGAUCAAAUGAUUCGGAGCUUGGUACUUCAAAAAUUCGAAGAGAUGCAUCCGCGAGGGAAGACACGGACUACUACCGUGAGCACGAUCUCCGUCAGGCUCCGCAGCGUAAUCCAAAUCCAUAUGUAUUCGAGGAUGACGAAGCUGGUCCAUCGUGGGCUGAACCAACGGUGCAAUCGAGGGACCCCCGCGGCCGUUGGCGUAGACAAAGUUUAAAUUGGAACGAAAGCCGAGGUGAACCCUCCAGGUUUGAUUAUUCGGAGGAGGAACAGGCUGCACUGAUGGCCGAGCCAUCGACAUCGUAUUUAAAUUAAUUUUUCGGAGAACCGCAGGGAUGCACUGGUAAGACCCGUAUAUCCAUGAGCUUCAUUCCCACCCAGAGAUGGGAUUAGUUUUUACGUAAAGUUCCAUUUGCAAAAUAGAGGAUUUACGUUCCUCGGAGUUUUUUUUACUGCAAUUACGGAAGAUCGGGGCAAAACGGGAUGCUGGGAAAGAAAGGGAUGCUUAAAAAUUUCGGAAAUCAUAUUUUCUCAUUCUUUUAACUUUUUAUAUAUUUCCAAAAAAAAAAAAUAAAAAAUGGAAUUCUUUUAGAAUUUCAAAAAGAAAAUUCAAAAGAAAAGGAUAUUUUUCCCUGAAUUGGUGAAAAAAAAACGAGAAAUAUCAGAAAUAAUUCCAUUGUUAUCUUUCAGGCUGCUUCUCGAUAUGAGGAUUUAAAGUGCAUUGAACUUGAAUUGCAGCAUGAAGAAAAAAUUUCACAAAUUUUAUGCGGAAUACUCCAUUAAGGCUCACGAAAAACGUUUUUUUUUCGAAAAUUGUGAAGAUCGCGAUACGUUUUUUGAUGUUUCAGAAUAAUAAAUAAACGGAAAGCUUCUGAAACUA
Molecule: messenger RNA, 1667 nt
Organism: Venturia canescens
Lineage: Eukaryota; Metazoa; Arthropoda; Insecta; Hymenoptera; Ichneumonidae
Exons: 2
Coding region: 416-1102 (228 amino acids)
Source: RefSeq, a predicted model, not a curated record